This is a messenger RNA of Anoplophora glabripennis (Asian longhorned beetle), 750 nucleotides long. It is a transcript of the gene Alg13, whose product is annotated as UDP-N-acetylglucosamine transferase subunit ALG13 homolog. The record is from RefSeq and is a predicted model, not a curated record. NCBI's taxonomy places the organism in Eukaryota, Metazoa, Arthropoda, Insecta, Coleoptera, Cerambycidae. The transcript has a single exon. Gene Ontology annotation, biological process: dolichol-linked oligosaccharide biosynthetic process. Gene Ontology annotation, molecular function: hexosyltransferase activity. Bases 171 to 728 code for a protein of 185 amino acids.
AUUGAGGUUAGAAAUUUAAAAUUAUUAAAUGAUACUUUUUUUAUGUGCAGAAAAAUAAACAGUCAAAACAGUUCAGAGACAAGACAACUCUAUACUAAUCGCAAUGUUGAAAAGUUGAAUGUGAGAAAAUGUGUCAGAAAUUGUUCAAUAUUUAUAGUUUUUGAUUAAAUAUGGAAAUGAAAAAAGUGUUUGUAACUGUAGGUACCACUAAAUUUCCGAAAUUAGUUGAUGCAAUUACUACUAAAGAAAUAAUAGAAUCUUUGAUAUCGAAGGGAUACAAUUUUAUUCAGAUACAAACAGGACGAGAUUUUUCAAAAGUUACACUUGAUCCUAAUAUAUCACCAACACCAAGUGUUAAGUCAAAAGGAAACUCUAUUAUUGUAAAUGUAUUUGAUAAAUUAACGCUCAAGUAUGAUCCUUAUUUUGAAAAUUUUACGGAAGAAGUUGAAAGUAGUGAUCUCGUUAUUAGUCAUGCUGGUGCUGGAAGUUGUUUAGAAGUUCUUCGAAAAAUGAAACCAUUAAUUGUAGUGGUUAAUGAAGAUCUGAUGGAUAACCACCAAGUUGAAUUAGCAGAGCAACUUCAAAAUGAUGGAUAUGUAUAUUAUAGUACCUGUUCCACUUUGAAUGAAGUUUUAGGCAAAGAUAUGUCAAAAUUAAAACCUUAUCCAAAGCCAAAUAUUCAUGUAUUUUCACAAUAUUUAGAUAAAUGUAUGGGAUUUACUGAAUAAAAUAUUUUAUAACGCUUGCGUA